This is a messenger RNA of Drosophila navojoa, 1875 nucleotides long. Its product is annotated as sodium/potassium-transporting ATPase subunit alpha-like. The record is from RefSeq and is a predicted model, not a curated record. NCBI's taxonomy places the organism in Eukaryota, Metazoa, Arthropoda, Insecta, Diptera, Drosophilidae.
GAGAUAAAAUUUUUGUUAAGUUCAACUAUCAAAGCCAUGUCUAAGAAAGUUAAGCGUAAAAUAAAUCGAAAAAAGCAAAGUAAUCGAAAAGCGGAUAUACAGUCCUUUAAAAAAGAAGUAGAAACAGAUAACCAUAAAAUACCCAUUGCAGAUUUAUUGAGUCGUUUGGGAACUGAUAAGCACCUGGGACUUUCGCAUUCGGCAGCAAAAUUACGGCUUGAAAUGGAUGGUCCUAAUAUGCUAACACCAAUACCUAAAACACCUCAGUGUAUAGUUUUUAUAAGAAAUAUGUUUGGUGGAUUCGCUAUAUUACUCUGGUCUGGUUCGAUUCUUUGCUAUGUAGCAUAUAUUAUUCAAAUAACAACAGAGCCUGAGCCAGUUGAUGAUAACUUGUACUUGGGUACAGCCUUAAAAAACUUAGAAGCUGUCGAAACACUUGGUUCAACGUCGACAAUUUGUUCUGAUAAGACAGGUACACUAACUCAAAACCGUAUGACAGUGGCUCACUUGUGGUAUGACCGAUCGAUCGUGGAAUCUAAUACAACUGAAUCAUUUAAGGGAUCGGAAUUUAAUUUAGAGGAUAGGUCAUUCAAUGCACUCUUAUUAUGUGCAGCAUUGUGUAACUCUGCCGAAUUCAAAGGUUGUCAAGAUGAUGUUAAAACUUUGCAAAAAGAUAUUAACGGUACAGCUUCUGAGGCAGCUCUUCUUAAAUUUGCUGACAUAGUUUAUGGUACCGUAGGAACAGUACGCCGAACACACUAUAAAAUUACCGAAAUACCUUUUAACUCUACUGAUAAAUUCCAAGUUUCCGUUCAUUCCUUCAAUACUAGCAAUUCCUAUUUUAUAGUAGAAAUGAAAGGGGCACCAGAGCGCAUUUUAGACCGAUGCAAUAUGAUUAUAAUUCGUGGUGAAACGACAUUACUAACUUCUGCCUUAAGAGAAGAAUUCGAAGAGGCAUAUAUGGAUAUGGGUGGAAUGGGUGAACGGGUGUUCGGAUUCGCCGAUUUAAUUUUGCCGAAGGACAUAUAUUCUCAGUCAUAUGAGUUUAGCUCUGAGCCACCCAAUUAUCCAUUAGAAAAUCUUAGAUUUCUUGGGUUGAUUUCAAUGAUUGAUCCACCCCGUGCAGCUGUUCCUGAUGCAGUUGCUAAAUGUCGCACAGCAGGUGUUCGUGUUAUUAUGGUUACAGGAGACCACCCAAUAACAGCAAAAUCUAUAGCUCGUAGUGUGGGAAUAAUAACUAAUCCCACACUGGAUGAUAUAGCUAAGACUCGUGGUAUUCCAAUAAAUGAAGUUGAUCCUCGUCUAGCCACUGCUAUUGUUAUCCAUGGAGGAGAGUUGCGUGAAAUGAAAGCCGAAGAAUUGGAUUCUGUUAUCCGCUAUCACAAAGAAAUUGUUUUUGCGCGAACGUCACCCCAGCAAAAAUUAAUUAUUGUAGAAGCUUGCCAGAGACGUGGUGAAAUCGUAGCAGUAACAGGUGAUGGUGUUAAUGACUCCCCAGCGUUAAAACGUGCAGAUAUUGGUGUCGCUAUGGGAAUUGCUGGAUCAGAUGUUUCUAAACAGGCUGCUGAUAUGAUUUUACUUGAUAAUAACUUUGCCUCUAUUAUAGUUGCUAUUGAAGAAGGUCGCCUCAUUUUUGACAAUUUAAAAAAGUCUAUUGCUUAUACUCUCACAUCAAAUCUUCCAGAGAUUACACCAUUUUUGUUCUUCGUAAUGUUCGACAUUCCCUUAGCUCUGGGUACAAUACCUAUACUAUGUAUAGACAUCGGCACUGAUAUGUUACCAGCAAUAUCUCUCGCAUAUGAAAAAGCCGAAUCUGAUAUUAUGUGUCGCAUGCCUCGAGACCCUCAUGAAGAUCGCUUGGUGAACAAAAAGUAG